GACCACCAUCGGAUCAAGAUUUUUAGAAGAAUUCUUGAGCAAGUCCCAUGGGAUUCUUUCUCAUAGAGCCGUUUGAUAUAGUGUCAACAUGUUUGAUUUUUAGAACAUUGUUUCUCUUAGCUUAUAAAAUGGUCAAAACUGCCAUAAUAGGGGUAGAUUUAGCCUAUUGUAAUAUGCUAUCAAAUUCUAAACCAUACCUGUUUCUCAAAAGACCUAACGUCUCCAGAGCCAGUCAAUAAAGAACCUUGGAUAGAUAAUUUGAACUCUAAAGCUACUAGUGGAACCAUUUAUGAUUCCCUCAACUUCCAACUGCUGUCUCUAGGGUUCUCUAGUGAGAACCCUAGAAAAACUAUUUAAAAGACUGAACGAACCUCCAGGGACAAGCCACAUGACAGAUGAGUCGGCUUGGCAACAAAUCAAUUGGAUGUCAUUCACAUUAUACGCAUCUAGACCACCAUCGGAUCAAGAUUUUUAGAAGAAUUCUUGAGCAAGUCCCAUGGGAUUCUUUCUCAUAGAGCCGUUUGAUAUAGUGUCAACAUCACACCAUAAUAGGGGUAGAUUUAGCCUAUUGUAAUAUGCUAUCAAAUUCUAAACCAUACCUGUUUCUCAAAAGACCUAACGUCUCCAGAGCCAGUCAAUAAAGAACCUUGGAUAGAUAAUUUGAACUCUAAAGCUACUAGUGGAACCAUUUAUGAUUCCCUCAACUUCCAACUGCUGUCUCUAGUGAGAACCCUAGAAAAACUAUUUAAAAGACUGAACGAACCUCCAGGGACAAGCCACAUGACAGAUGAGUCGGCUUGGCAACAAAUCAAUUGGAUGUCAUUCACAUUAUACGCAUCUAGACCACCAUCGGAUCAAGAUUUUUAGAAGAAUUCUUGAGCAAGUCCCAUGGGAUUCUUUCUCAUAGAGCCGUUCGAGCAAUUCAAACACGAUACAUUAGAAUUAUCUUAUAAGAUAUCAAAGAAUCGUAAAGAAGUGAGAUUGGUGACUCUGAGAUUUCUUUUUGGCUGGUUGCCCUUCCUUUGCCGGCCAGUGACUGCCUCAUUUCCUCAACUUGUGGUUGUUGCCAUGGAAUUGGAGACUUCAAUUCCAAUUCUGCUGUUUGGUAGCACAAAAAUAUGCGGAUUUGGAAUUGAAUUCUAAUUCCAAUUUUUCCAUAUCAAUUCCAAAAAUAUGUGAAUUUGCUAGCAUCAAAAUAUGUGGAUGUGGAUUUGGAAUCAUAAUACAUUUCCAUAUAAAUUAUAUAUACAGUUUUGUUAAAACAAAGGAUUUAGAAUUAU
Cuscuta campestris is the source of this 1280-nucleotide messenger RNA. NCBI's taxonomy places the organism in Eukaryota, Viridiplantae, Streptophyta, Magnoliopsida, Solanales, Convolvulaceae. The record is from the annotation of a GenBank genome assembly.